Vanessa atalanta (red admiral) is the source of this 1727-nucleotide messenger RNA. RefSeq names its product senecionine N-oxygenase (gene Fmo-1). The transcript has 8 exons. The coding region runs from base 145 to 1437 and encodes 430 amino acids. Gene Ontology annotation, molecular function: N,N-dimethylaniline monooxygenase activity; NADP binding; flavin adenine dinucleotide binding. The record is from RefSeq and is a predicted model, not a curated record. Lineage: Eukaryota; Metazoa; Arthropoda; Insecta; Lepidoptera; Nymphalidae.
CGAUCAUUUACCGCCAGAACGUCACAACGUCAACAAAACGAGUUCACUUCCUAGUUCCUACUGGUGCCCUAUUCCCUAGUAAUAAAACAAUAAAGUGCAGUGCAGUGGUUUUUUUUUUAUUUUAUCGGAUCAAUUAAAUCAACGAUGCGCGUGUGUAUAGUCGGAGCUGGUGCGGCUGGACUUUGCGCUGCACGCCACCUCCUCAUCGAGCCAUGCGUGACAGAGGUCGAUGUGCUGGAACAGUCCUCACAGCUGGGCGGCACUUGGGUGUACACAGAGACCGUGGGAUAUGAUGACUUUGGUCUUCCAAUACACACCAGCAUGUAUAAAAGUCUCAGAACAAAUCUUCCCAAAGAAAUAAUGGGUUUCCCAGAUUUUCCCAUCCCCGAAAGCGAGAGGUCAUAUUUGCCGGCCAAGGAUAUGCUUGCAUUUUUACAACUUUACGCUGAAAAACACGGUGUAUCGGAACACGUUAAAUUUAAACACCAUGUACAGCUGAUAAUACCAAAGCAAGGCGCCACUGCGGAGUUAUGGGAUGUAACGUAUAAGGAUCUCAUAACUGGUGUGACGACAACAAAAGAGUACGAUUACGUGUUCGUGUGCAACGGACACUAUAAUACGCCUUUCAUACCAAAUAUACCAGGACUUAAGGAAUUUGAAGGUGAUGUCAUGCACAGUCACGACUACAGAGUGCCAGAUAUAUUCAAAGGAAAGCAAGUUCUGGUAAUCGGAGCCGGCCCAUCCGGCAUGGACAUCGCACUGGAGAUCACGAGCAUGACGGAAAAAGUGAUCCUCAGCCAUCACCUCAAAGAGCAGCCGCGGUCCGUGUUCCCAAGUAACCUCACACAGAAACCAGACGUUGAGAAACUUGAAGGACGCACUGCGUACUUCAAGGAUGGAAGUCAAGAGGAAAUCGAUGUUGUCUUUCUAUGCACUGGAUACCUCUACAACUUUCCGUUCCUACACGAGUCGUGCAACAUCGUAGUAGAAGAUAAUUGCGUCGAGCCGCUGUACAAGCACCUCGUCAAUAUACAACAUCCCACGAUGUGCUUCAUCGGUGUCCCCUACUACGUGUGCGCCUUCUCAAUGUUUGAUUUGCAGGUGCGGUAUUACGUGCGGUCGAUGAAUGGUACAUUCAAGCUGCCAUCCCGAGAGGAGAUGACGCGUCAUUGGGAACAAGAGAAGUCUGAACGAGCUUCACGUGGGUACACGCGCCGACAAGCGCACAUGAUGGGACCCGAUCAGGAAAAGUACUACGCUUCACUCGCUACAGAAGCCGGCACGGAGAGCAUACCGUCAGUGAUAACGAAGAUAAGGGAAGAGAGUUCACUGCGCUUCCUCCACAACCUACAGAACUACCGACAAGACGUCUACAAGAUUAUAGAUGACGACACGUACGAAAUUAUAAGUAAUGGUAAACGGGAAAUUCUCUGUUGACCUCGAAAGCAGACAUAAGGUUUAAUAACACGCGUAAGCUAAGUUUGCCUGUCUUUAAAAUAUAUGACAACUCAAAUAAUUGUAUACGAGUGCGAACUGAGAAUUACAGUAAUGAUACAAAUUAUCCAAUAUUGUAAAUUAACUGACUAACCCCCCCCCCUUUAGUUUCUUACAGAUUCUCACUCUUCUGUUUUUUAACUGAUCGUUACUAAUUUCAAAGCGGCAAACUUAGAUUGCGCGAUAUAUAAGUUACGUUAAGGCUUAAAUAGGUGUUGUACUAAAUUAAUUAA